Molecule: messenger RNA, 456 nt
Organism: Vicia faba (fava bean)
Lineage: Eukaryota; Viridiplantae; Streptophyta; Magnoliopsida; Fabales; Fabaceae
Source: the annotation of a GenBank genome assembly
AUGGCGAGCGAAGAAGAGAAUAGAGAGUUCUACUUGAGAUACUAUGUUGGACAUAAGGGCAAAUUCGGCCACGAAUUCUUGGAGUUCGAGUUCAGGCCCGAUGGCAAGCUUCGAUAUGCUAACAACUCCAAUUACAAAAACGAUACCAUCAUUCGCAAGGAGGUUUACCUCACUCCCGCUGUUCUUCGCGAGUGUCGCCGUAUCAUUUCCGAUAGCGAGAUUAUGAAGGAAGACGAUAACAACUGGCCCGAGCCGGACCGGGUUGGACGUCAGGAGCUUGAGAUUGUCAUGGGGAAUGAACAUAUCUCCUUCACAACAUCUAAGAUUGGCUCUCUUGUCGACGUUCAAAGCAGUGCAGAUCCUGAAGGCCUUCGCAUCUUUUACUAUCUUGUUCAGGAUUUGAAGUGCUUUGUGUUCUCACUUAUUUCACUUCACUUCAAGAUCAAGCCUAUAUAG